This is a messenger RNA of Heteronotia binoei (common prickly gecko), 2193 nucleotides long. It is a transcript of the gene SMAD9, whose product is annotated as SMAD family member 9. Gene Ontology annotation, cellular component: heteromeric SMAD protein complex. The coding region runs from base 187 to 1614 and encodes 475 amino acids. Gene Ontology annotation, biological process: transforming growth factor beta receptor signaling pathway; BMP signaling pathway; regulation of transcription by RNA polymerase II. The transcript has 6 exons. Lineage: Eukaryota; Metazoa; Chordata; Lepidosauria; Squamata; Gekkonidae. Gene Ontology annotation, molecular function: DNA-binding transcription factor activity, RNA polymerase II-specific; RNA polymerase II cis-regulatory region sequence-specific DNA binding; I-SMAD binding. The record is from RefSeq and is a predicted model, not a curated record.
UUCUUCAACAUUUAAAGACAUUUGAGAUGAAAUAUUCUGAACAACUUUCAAGAUAAUGUGUGGAGGAUCCUGACUUCAAAGACAGCUGUCCUUCCUAUAUUUUUUAUCCAAGCCUUGUUGCUGGAGAGAGAGGAAGUGAAAUACCUGGGCCUUGCUUUACAACUGUACCUAUCAUCUCCAAUUCAUAUGCACUCCAGCACCCCUAUUAGUUCUUUGUUCUCCUUCACUAGCCCAGCAGUAAAGAGACUGCUAGGCUGGAAGCAAGGAGAUGAAGAGGAGAAGUGGGCAGAAAAAGCUGUUGAUUCCUUGGUAAAGAAGCUGAAGAAAAAGAAAGGUGCCAUGGAGGAGCUGGAGAAGGCACUGAGCUGUCCUGGACAGCCCAGUAAGUGUGUCACAAUCCCACGGUCUUUGGAUGGGAGAUUACAGGUAUCUCAUCGUAAAGGUCUGCCACAUGUCAUUUACUGCAGAGUGUGGCGGUGGCCUGAUUUACAGUCUCAUCAUGAAUUAAAGCCCUUGGAAUGUUGUGAAUUCCCCUUUGGCUCCAAGCAGAAAGAAGUGUGCAUUAAUCCCUACCAUUAUCGGCGGGUGGAAACCCCAGUAUUGCCUCCAGUGUUGGUUCCAAGACAUAGUGAGUUUAACCCACAUCUCAGCCUCCUUGCCAAAUUCCGGAACACGUCUCUUCACAGUGAGCCUCUGAUGCCUCACAAUGCAACCUAUCCUGAUUCUUUCCAGCAGCCUCCCUGCACUCCCUUUCCAGCAUCACCCAAUAUGUUCUCUCAGUCACCUAACAGCGCAAGCUACCCAGACUCUCCAGGAAGCUCUUCUGCACCAGGAAGUCCUUAUCAAGUCACAGUUGAAACACCACCUCCUCCUUAUCAUGCAAGAGAAACACCAGGAAACCACACUGGACGUCCUGUACACCCACCUGCAGAGAGUCAGUUAGUGUUGUCUUUGCCCAAUGGAGGUAAAUCUGCAGAUGAAGAACACAAGCACUUCCGACCUGUUUGUUAUGAAGAGCCGCAGCACUGGUGUUCAGUAGCCUAUUAUGAACUCAAUAACCGAGUAGGGGAGACUUUUCAGGCCUCUUCUCGAAGUAUACUUAUAGAUGGCUUUACAGAUCCUUCAAACAAUAAGAACAGGUUCUGCCUGGGGCUGCUGUCUAAUGUAAACAGGAACUCUACUAUAGAAAACACUAGGAGACACAUCGGAAAGGGUGUUCACCUCUAUUAUGUUGGAGGAGAGGUAUAUGCCGAGUGUGUGAGUGACAGUAGCAUUUUUGUGCAGAGCCGCAAUUGUAAUUAUCAGCAUGGCUUCCACCCAGCUACUGUCUGCAAGAUCCCCAGUGGCUGCAGCCUAAAGAUUUUCAACAACCAGCUCUUUGCCCAGUUGCUCGCCCAGUCAGUUAAUCACGGCUUUGAGGUGGUGUAUGAGCUAACCAAGAUGUGUACCAUCCGGAUGAGCUUUGUUAAAGGCUGGGGAGCAGAAUACCAUCGGCAGGAUGUUACAAGUACGCCGUGCUGGAUUGAGAUCCACCUCCAUGGACCGUUGCAAUGGCUAGAUAAAGUGCUGACGCAAAUGGGUUCUCCGCACAACCCAAUCUCUUCUGUUUCCUAAGAAUCAUUUCUGUAGCCUGUCUGUGGGAUGAACACUAUUUGCAGGCAGCUGCCGGUAGAAUUCUCCCAUUGCAGCAACCCUGAAUUUCUGUAUGUAGCUGUAAAUAUAUGAAUGUGUAUAUACAUAGUCUAUUAUUGGAAGGGUGGUGUUGGUGAAUGUUUUAUGGUCCAUUUUGUGAUUAUUAAUAUGGUGCCAGUCUGAUCCAUUGUAUUGCUGUCUGCAGGAAAAAGUUACAGAAAUCCAGAGUCAACAGACAUGUUUUUGGUUUCAGUAAGGCCAGUGUUUAUGUAUAUUGCUUUAAAAAAUUCAAAACUGCACCAACAGAAGCAAACCUCUAUAAUUUACAUAAAUUUUGCACGUCCAGUUAAAUGGCAUGUAAAUUCAUAAGAACUUUCAUGCUAAAGCCAGGCCAUGUUUCCUCUAGUUGACAUUCUGUUUCCAGCUCCUGCCAGUCAGAUGCUUGUGAAAGUCCACAUGGCUCUGACCACAUCUUUUUUUGUCAUUCAUACCUGGUGAUUGAGGCAUGGUGCCUCCAGUUACGCAGAUGCCAGUAAACUGUUAUGGCUAAUGGCACAGAUA